This is a messenger RNA of Polyodon spathula (Mississippi paddlefish), 1517 nucleotides long. Its product is annotated as macrosialin-like. Gene Ontology annotation, cellular component: membrane. Lineage: Eukaryota; Metazoa; Chordata; Actinopteri; Acipenseriformes; Polyodontidae. The transcript has 6 exons. Bases 141 to 1214 code for a protein of 357 amino acids. The record is from RefSeq and is a predicted model, not a curated record.
CUCUGCUGCUUUAACACCAGCAGUUUCAUUUCCUCUGCUCAGUUGCUCCCUUCAGAUUCAGAAGGAAGGACAGACUUUGAAAGUAGAAUAUUACACGUUAUCAAGUUCAAAUUGAUCAGUAAGUGGAUUGUUCUUUUAAAAUGAAGACUACAGGAACCAUAUUUCUCUUUGUUGCACUGGCAGCUGUUGUGACUCUCUGUGCAUCUGAGGAAGAAAAACGCGAUUGUCCACAUCAUAAAACAGCAGCCACGUUAUCACCAGCUAAAGAAUUUACCAGUCCUGCUCUAAGCACCACUAUACCAGUAACCAAUCACACAACCCCGAUGACCAACCUUACAACUGCUGUACCAAUCACCAACCACACAACACCACCAAUCACCAACCACACAACCUCGAUGAUCAAUCAUACCACCCAUGCACCAAUCACCAAUCACACAACCCCAAUGAUCAAUCACACAACCCCAAUGAUCAAUCAUACCACCCAUGCACCAAUCACCAAUCACACAACCCCAAUGAUCAAUCACACAACCCCAAUGAUCAAUCAUACCACCCAUGCACCAAUCACCAAUCACACCACAGCUACUACGCCCGCCCCAAGGCCGACACCCCCUGUACCCCUGGCAGUGGGCGAUUACAAUGUGAAAGCAGGGGAUGUUGUGUGUGUCCGAGCUAGGCUGGCGAUACAGUUGAAAAUUCAAUACGACAUUGCUGGAGGAAAACAGUUGUGGGGCGUGUUUUUUGUCCAGCCUAACCUAACUACAGCUUCAGGAACUUGUCAAGGUAAACAAGCCACACUUAAGCUGAACUUCAAGGAAGGGUCAAUCGUCUUCUCAUUCCAAAAGGACAAUGACUCUGUGUCUGUGAAAUCUAUCAAGUCUGAAGUCAAUUACCCAUUUACAAAUAUGGAGUCUCACUUCUCGGCUUCCAAUGACUCUCUGUCUGAGUUCCGGGCCAGGAUUGGACACUCGUACAGCUGCAAGAACCAAUCGGUGAUGAUCAACGCGGGAUUCUACCUGGAGACCAGCCAGCAGCAAGUUCAGGCCUUUAACAUCACCAAGGGAGACUUCGGACCAGCUGACUUCUGUCCUGCAGACCAACCCAAUUACACUGUGGCCAUCGCAGUGGGCGUGGUCUUAGCCAUCCUGAUUGUCAUCGUCAUCAUCGCUUACCUCAUCAGCAGGAGACAGCACCCAGCUGGAUACCAGACUCUAUAACAAGGAUGCCGCCUGUCAAAUACAGUGAAAAAGGCAGCUGUACAAUUGUAAGGAUAAUAUCUCACACAGCUUUCAUUCCCCCAGUUACAAAACAAAUCAAAUUGUAUUUAUAUAGUGCCUUUCAUACCAAGAGACACAAAGCGACGCAAAUCACAGUGCAGUUAUAUAAGGUUGCCAAGGUGUGUCAGAGACACAAAACUGGCAACAGUUAGACCAGGGGUCUCCUACCCUGGUCCUGGAGAGUCCCUGUCCAGCAGGUUUUAUAGGUCAUUAGUGGCUAAAGACCUGGAACACCUUUUAAUC